CUCCCAACUGGCAGCAGCAGGAGGAUCCAGUCCGCUCCGCACCGACUCUCCAUGUUGAAGGGGAGCAACUUCUCCUCCAGCCGACUUCCACGGUCCGCCGUACCCCCUCGACCCCGCCGUCUGCUCACACAACCCCCGUGCUAUGACACUGGACCGGGGAGGAAUCCGUGGAACUGCCGUAUGAGCGCCUCGCUGGUCGACAGAGAGUGAGACAGGCUGCUCCAACAAAGGCUUCUGGAUGCUGUGUCUGCUGCGGCUCAGGUGAAAGAGGACGAGCCGGUUGUCAGGAUGAAGGAGGAGAAUUUGUUCCAUCGGAGGUUUUCUCUGUGCCCCAGUGCCACCUCCCCACCCAUUGACCCCCGCACCCUCACCCGGAACCUGUCUUAUGGAGGAGACAACGACCUCUACAACCUCAGUCCAGGCAGUGAGACAGACAGGAACGGUCUCUCCAUGCUGAGUAAUGAACUUAGUCCUGCCCAAUCACCAGGCAGCAAGUCUGAGUCCAGGAUGUUUAAUGGUGUUGAGAAGGUGCCCUCUCCCACAGAGAAACUGGCCCGGAAGGAGUCUCUCAAGGUCCAAAAGCAGAAUUACGGCAAGAGAAGAAGAGGGCAACUAAGAACUGUUCAGUGCACUCAAGGACCCCAGCGUGUCAUUAUGUCCAACUGGCUGAAGAUCCGUGGCUCGUUAAAGAGUUGGACCAAGCUGUGGUGUGCACUGAAGCCAGGAGUUCUUUUGAUCUAUAAGACCCCAAAAACAGAUCACUGGGUGGGCACCAUUCUGCUCAGCGCAUGCAAGCUGAUCGAGAGACCCUCUAAGAAGGAUGGAUUCUGUUUCAAACUCUACCACCCACUGGACAAAUCAAUAUGGGCUGUUAAGGGUCCCAAAGGAGAGAAUGUUGGCUCCAUCACGCAGCCUCUACCCAGCAACUACCUUAUCUUCAGAGCUGCCUCUGAGUCUGAUGGCCGGUGCUGGAUGGAUGCCCUGGAGCUGGCUCUCAGUUGCUCCAGUCUGUACAAGCUGACAGCCAAAGCUGGGAAAGAAGGAGAUAUCAGCACGUCUUCAGAGUCCUCCCAUAUCCUCCACCUUCUGCAGUCUACCGCACUCACAGACACAGAGCUACUACAAUUGAAUGACACAGUGCUGCUGGGCAAUCACCACAUGGAGCAUGACGGCUUUUCAGACAAAUCGGAGCGAGAAGCUCAUGACGACUGGGACACUACAGCCAAUGAGAACGGUGGAAGGCUGACAGAGGAGAGCGACAUGGACCAAUCAGACGAGCUGUCCCCCGGGCCACAGGCCACAGCCUAUGUAGAGCAGAGCACAGAGGAGAUGGCUGAGGCUGGGGAGGCGUCUCAGGUAGAGACUGUCUCAGAGGAGAACAAGGGUCUGAUCUGGACCCUGCUGAAGCAGCUGCGGCCGGGCAUGGACCUGUCCAAGGUGGUGCUGCCAACCUUCAUCCUGGAGCCACGUUCCUUCCUGGACAAGCUGUCUGACUACUACUACCACGCCGAUCUGCUCUCACAAGCUGCACUGGAGGAGAGUGCGUAUGGUCGAAUCAAGCAGGUUUUGAGAUGGUACUUGUCUGGUUUCUACAAGAAGCCCAAGGGUCUGAAAAAGCCUUACAACCCAAUCCUGGGGGAGACGUUUCGCUGCUGCUGGCUCCAUCCUCAGACUAACAGCUGCACUUUCUACAUAGCUGAGCAGGUGUCCCACCAUCCGCCCAUCUCUGCCUUUUAUGUCUGCAAUAGAAAAGAUGGUUUUUCUAUCAGUGGAAGCAUCUUAGCCAAGUCCAAGUUCUACGGUAAUUCUCUCUCAGCUAUUCUGGAUGGCAAAGCCAGACUGCUUUUCUUAAGCAGGGAUGAGGAGUACGUCAUCACCAUGCCGUACGCUCACUGCAAAGGUAUCGUGUAUGGGACUAUGACACUAGAACUGGGAGGGAAGGUUACCAUUGAAUGUGAGAAAACAAAAUGUUUCACAGAGCUGGAGUUCAAACUGAAGCCUUUCCUUGGAGGCCCUUGCUCUGUGAAUCAGAUCAGUGGGAAGAUCUUAGUUGGAGAGGAGCUACUGGCCACCGUUGAUGGUCACUGGGACAGUGAAGUGUUCAUUCACGAGAAGCACUCGGGCCAGCAGGAGACGUUGUGGAACCCAAGUGCAGAAAUUCGCAGCGGUCGACUCAAGAGACAAGUGGUGCAGAUAGACCAGCAGGGAGAGUUUGAGUCUGAAAGACUGUGGCAGCAUGUGACCAGUGCCAUCAUGGACCGGGACCAACAGCGGGCCACCCAGGAGAAGUUUGUGCUGGAGGAAGCACAGCGGAAAGAAGCCAGGGAGAGAGGAGACAAGCCCUGGAUCCCACGACUUUUCCACCACGACUCCGUCAGCUCCGAGUGGACCUACAGGCACAUGGACGCACGGCCGUGGGACCCGGAACAUUGUCUCGUUCAGUUUGAGAAGGACGGCGUGAUUCAGACGCACGAGAAAAGCCUGAGACAACACAACGGGCUCUCCUACAGCCACAGCUGGGCCAGCCAACAAAAGGCGGAGGUGAACGGAAAGCACCGGAAGGCCAGCAGCCAGCCGUCCAGCUGCAGCCAGAACACGGAGAGCAGCAGCACCACACCAGAACCCACACACGAGUCCUCAGACAACGAAGGCUUUUCCAACCAGUGUGCACGGUGCAGUCAAGUGGUGAAGGACAUCGCACUGAUAGAGGCUUCCAUCACAUCUAUACAGAAGACACAGCAGGAUAUGCAGAGGAACCUGGUGGCUCUGAGUCGUCAGCUGGCUCGUCAGAGGGCGACAGACGACAGCGUGUCGUUGACCGGCCGUCACUGUCUCAUCCUCUGCGUCCUGCUCCUCUCACAGCUCCUCCUCAACUACGUCUUCACCUGAGCCAGCUCCUCUGGGAGGAGUUUCCCCUCUGGCACUGAUCUGGAAACAGAGCCCUCCGAAAAGCACAGACUCCAAUCAGCAGAGGGUGACACAGACCUCAGAUCAGUGUCGGGAGGGCAACUUUUGCCCUUUGUUUCCUCUAGGAUGGGGAGGAGCACGGACAUUAUAGCAAUAAACACAGCCACAGCCACCGCCUGUCAGUCAUCUGCAGAGAGGAACGGCACCCCCUAGUGUAGCCAGACUGAAACAGCACCGGCACCCACGCACUUUGGACAGGAGAGGAGGGACGAGAGACGAGCACGGCUAAAAAGAUUUUAAAAUAAAAGAUGAAAUGUAUUAUGAAGAAUGAUUUUGCAAAAAGAAAUGACAGAGAGGAUGUUUCACCAUUCCUUAGUGUCUUUUUAUAUUGCCCUGCAAUACUGUGUAUCUGUGAGUGUGCCUGUGUGUGUGUGUUGUUCGUACCUACAGUAGGCCCUAUGGGCGCAGGCUGAUCACCGCUUGGACUUCUCCUUCUCCCCUUCCACUCCAGAUUCUGGGCCUUAACGCUGAAGCCAAAAAAGAAGAAGAAGAAGAAAAACACUAGAUAUACAAACGAAGAAGGAAAAUCUUCUAAACAGUGCAAUUGUGUGUUUUGUAUCGACAUACGCUAAAAUAACAACUCCGUCUUGUCUUUUAACGAUGAUGAUUUUACCAAAACAGUAUUUAUAAUCCGAAAGGACAAAGAGUACUUGUUUACAGAGAGCACUGCAUGUGUUUGUAGUGACACAUGGAAGGAAGGAUAAUGGGAAGGAGGCAGGGCAGAGAGCCAGAGUGUCUUUGUAUCUGUGUGCCUGUAGUGCUGUAACUGAAGGGAUGGUAGAAUAGCGCUGCUUUAGUCUGGACCAUGACACUAGUGUGUACAAUCAGUUACAUGAAGAAGCGUGUUCAGGAAAGGACAGAGGGAGCAACUGGUGAAAAAAUAAGAAACAAAUCUGGCCUAAUAAUUGAAGGGGAUUGUGUGCAUGUUGGUUCACACCAUGUUCAAAUGACUGUUUUAGAUGUAGGCUAAACACUUAGUAAGGAGUUGUUUUUUUCAUUUAAUCAGUUUGUAUAUACUUGUCUGGUAGUCUGUUUCAAAAAGAGAUUUCAGAAUGUAUUUAUUAUGUCGCUAACCUUGGCUUUCCUAAUCUGAAUCAGCUUGGAGGACAGAGACCAGGGGUGACAAUCGCUCUCCCAGAGGUUUUGUGGGUUCGUCAUUUUAUGUGUGUGUGUCAGUGUAAUGGAGUGUGUGUGUGUGUGCGUGUGCGUAUGUGUGUGAAUAAGCCAUUACAGUCAUGCUUAAACAAAGCCAGGUCUGUGAUCUUGGUGUUUUUUUAUUAUUUCCUGGUUUUUAAGUCCUUGAAUUUCAGUCUCAUUGCCAGUACUGAUCUACCGGAGAGCACAAGAAGGAAGUCGACUCUUUGAAUGCUUUUCUUUACACCUUAAUUUGUUUAUUCUUUUCAUUAUUAUCCUGUUUUCUACUCUGUUGCCAUGUUGCGGGGAUUCUACAUGCCAGAUGUUUUUGUCAUAAGGAACAAAAACUACAGAUAAAAUGAUGAUGCCCGAUGUUUUCAUUCAUACCUGUUGCAUACUGUAGCACUACAGUAAAAGGUUUUAACCCUGA
Acanthochromis polyacanthus (spiny chromis) is the source of this 4531-nucleotide messenger RNA. RefSeq names its product oxysterol binding protein-like 5 (gene osbpl5). NCBI's taxonomy places the organism in Eukaryota, Metazoa, Chordata, Actinopteri, Pomacentridae. Gene Ontology annotation, molecular function: sterol binding. Gene Ontology annotation, cellular component: intracellular membrane-bounded organelle; cytosol; membrane. The record is from RefSeq and is a predicted model, not a curated record. Gene Ontology annotation, biological process: phospholipid transport.